AUGUAAAUAGUCCGUUUAAUAAUGCAUACUUGUAAAUGUGCGUUUUGGAGCUGCGUCUUCGUUACAUUCGUUGCGUUGAGUGUCAAUACUAGCGAUUCGUUUUCCGUUCGUAGCAUACUAGCGUCGAUAUUUUACGACUCCAAAAAAGUUGCCAACGGCUUGAAGGAUUUACGAUUUCGUCAUUACACCGGCUUUCCAUUACAAGAGUUGGGAGAUCGGAGUUUUUCCCUCGACCAGACGUCGGACGUGCUCGGGUCCAUCGACCAGCAGAAGCCCUUCGUCCUCUACAUCCACGGCUACGAGGAGCACCCGAGCAACGAGAGCGUCCAGACCAUCGUGACAGCGUACCUGCAACGAGCCAGCGACAAUAUAGUCGUACUAGAUUGGAGUGCAGUCGCCUUCGGUAACUACGUCGGAGUGGCACUGUCUACCGAGGAUGUUUCCAAGUACACCGCCGAAGCUCUGGGGAAGUUGGUGUCAGCGGGAUUGAACGUCAAUACGCUGCACGUCAUCGGUCACUCGCUCGGCGGCCAGAUAGCCGGUUUUCUCGGUCGAUAUCUCGACUUCGUCAUUCCGAGAGUCACGGGUCUGGACCCGGCGAACCCGAUGUUUUAUCAGUUCGGCGCCGAGCAUAUAAACGAGAAGAGCGGCAGACAGGUCGACGUGGUGCACACGGACGGCGGGGUUUAUGGGGCCCUACCGAGCACCGGCAGCGUCGACUUUUUCGCCAACGGCGGAUACAGACCUCAGCCGGGCUGUCCUACUUUCGGAGGAUUUAAAACUUCCAAAGAAUUUUGCAGUCACUGGAGAUCGUGGCGUUUCUAUGCCGAAUCCGUCAACCGCAAUACGUCUUUCCCGGCCCUCGAGUGCGAAUCUUACAGUAAAUUCAUCGUAGGCUCGUGCAAGGGAAACAGAGUCGUUCACUUUGGAUACUCUCUACCACCGAACGUAACUGGAACGUUUUACUUUCAAACAAAUGCAGACGUGUAUUAUGGAAGAGGAUUGAAUGGAAUAUAAGGAUUAAAAGGGUAUUAAAUCACAAGAGAUGAAGAUUCCUAUAAUAUAAUAUUUUAUUUAUCCUAAGUUGUAUAAUACUUUACAUGCGUAACUAUUUCACUGUUACGAAUUUGAAAUCGUUGCAAUCAAAACAGUCUAAAUUAAUUCAUCUAUAUAUGGCAGGGGAAGAGUUGACGUAAUUAAAUAAAAUCUAAUUCAUAAUGCUA
Messenger RNA from Trichogramma pretiosum, 1223 nucleotides. RefSeq names its product lipase member H-like. Lineage: Eukaryota; Metazoa; Arthropoda; Insecta; Hymenoptera; Trichogrammatidae. Bases 22 to 1017 code for a protein of 331 amino acids. Gene Ontology annotation, molecular function: lipase activity. The record is from RefSeq and is a predicted model, not a curated record. The transcript has 7 exons.